AGCCAGCCUAACUCUUAGUGGUAAUCGAGCAGCAACUAACGAUCUUUAACCUCUUGUUCGAGGCACCCCUGUUGGUUACUGUCGCUCGCGGAUCAGCCGUAUCUUUCUCGUCUUCUUUCUUUCUUGCUUUUUCCUCUUUUCCUCUUUUUCUCUCUUCCUUGCUUUUGUGCUAGACAUAUUGUCUUCUUGUCUUUCCCCCUCCCCUUUCCCCCCUCCUUCUUCACCUUCCGACUCGUACACCUUGUCCCUCCUCCCUUGCUUUCCCUAUCUACAUCAGUCACGCACUGUGACUCCAUACUCCAUCAUAAAAUGUCCGCUACGGGAGGAACCUUCAGAGGGACAACUGCCAACCGAACUGUUGGAAGAGGUAGAUUGCCUGACUUCGAUAACCCAGCGGCAUCGCACAUUCCCCGACCUCGGCCUGAGACGUCCUCCACCACGCACACUCCGUCGAGCGACAUUGGGGGUUCCACCAUGAGUGCUGCAAGCAGUAGACAGAGACAGAACCAGUCGAAGCGCGAUGAGGCAAUUCGACGGAAGAUGGAGUCGGACCUCAGCAAGAAGAGGCAGAACCCGGCCAGAGCCAGUCGCUCCCGCAAGGCUCCCCCGGGAACUGUCCUGGCCCUGAAGCCUAGCCAGGCUCUCCAAAUCAAGCCCAACACCACUAUUGCCGAGGCCGCUCAGCUGAUGGCCGCGAAGAGGGAGGACUGCGUUCUGGUGACCGACGACAAUGACCGCAUUGCCGGUAUUUUCACCGCUAAGGAUCUCGCAUUCCGCGUUGUUGGAACUGGACAGAAGGCCCAGCAGGUUACCGUCUCUGAGAUUAUGACCAAGAACCCCCUGUGUGCGAGAACGGACACCAGUGCUACCGAUGCGCUCGAUCUCAUGGUCCGAAAAGGAUUCCGACACUUGCCAGUUAUGGAUGAGAACCAAGACAUUUCGGGUGUUCUCGAUAUCACAAAGUGCUUCUACGACGCGAUGGAGAAGCUGGAACGCGCCUACAGCUCUUCCCGGAAGCUGUAUGACGCAUUGGAAGGUGUUCAGACCGAGCUUGGAUCCAGUCAGCCCCAGCAAAUCAUCCAGUAUGUCGAGGCCUUGCGUUCGAAGAUGUCUGGCCCAACUCUCGAGACCGUUUUGGACGGCAUGCCCCCGACCACCGUCUCUGUCCGAACCACUGUGAAGGAGGCGGCCGCUCAGAUGAAGGAACACCAUACCACCGCUUUGCUUGUGCAGGACCAGGGUUCGAUCACCGGUAUCUUCACUAGCAAGGAUAUCGUUUUGCGUGUCAUUGCUCCUGGAAUGGACCCCGCUACUUGCAGCGUCGUCCGUGUCAUGACUCCCCACCCCGACUUUGCUCCGACAGAUAUGAGUAUCCAGGCUGCGCUCCGUAAGAUGCAUGACGGCCACUACCUCAAUUUGCCGGUGAUGAACGAGGGCGGCGAGAUUGUCGGCAUGGUUGACGUUCUGAAGCUCACAUACGCUACAUUGGAACAGAUCAACUCGAUGUCGACGCAUGACGACGAGGGCCCUGCAUGGAACAAGUUCUGGCUCUCCAUGGAUAACGAGUCGGACUCGAUGGUUUCCGGCAGCCACCAGGCCCCUACUACUCCCCAUCGCUCGGUCCUCAGUCCUGACCAGAGCAGACACUACGAGGGCCGAGACAGUGUGCUUCCUAAUGAGUCCGCAUCGCACCACGGCGGCGACGAACACUCGGAAUUCAUCGAGCACCACCACGAGGAGGACCACCCGUUCCCCUUCAAGUUCAAGGCCCCCAGCGGCCGCGUGCACCGUGUGAACAUUCUCCCAUCUGCUGGUAUCGCUGAGCUGGUCACACAGGUGACAGCGAAGCUGGGCCCCGAGCUAGAAGCCGUUGGAGGUGAAGCCGUCUGCGAGGACGGCAGACUCAGCAACACCGGCUACGCUCUGAGCUACCUGGACAACGAAGGUGAUACCGUUUCGAUCACCACCGACCAGGAUCUCUCCGAUGCCGUGACCCUCGCACGGCUAUCUCGCCAUGACAAGGUCGACCUGUUUGUGCAUGACCCCGUGCACCCCCCAAUUCCCGCCGCUGCCGAGCCCCAGCCCGUUCCCGUCGUCCACGCUCCCACUCCUGUCGAGGAGAAGAGCCCUUCCCCUGUCACGGAAGAAGUGGAAGAGCCCCCCGUCGUCAAGACCCGAUCGCAGAGUUUCCCCUCGCACCCACCGGAGGACCAGGUAAUCUCUGGCGUGCCUAAUGACCUACUGCUUCCAGGUGCCAUCGUGACCUUGGCUGCUGUCAUUGUCGGUGUGUUCGUUCUGAGCCGGCCCGCUGGACGGUAAUCGAAGGUCCCUUGGUUGAUGUAGGCUGUUCGAAUCCCACAGAGAUAGGACCCGUGUUUUGUUUAUGUGAACUACCCCCUUUCCGCUUUUGUCGUAUUUAUAACCCCCAAGAGCGUCGUUAUUUUCGUUUUUUUCUUUUUCUUAUCAAAUCUCUUUUCUAAUCUUGCUACUACACAUGUCCGGAUACCGCUGCUGUUGGUUAUAUUGAGAUCGUAGUUUAGCCUCAAUGCACAUAUUUUCUUUCUGGAAAAUAAAAAGCAAUUAAAAGCGGUUACAAAUAACGUGUUAUACCAGAAAAAAUAUAUCAUAUAACAUAGGAAGUGAACGGCGAUCUAUCAAGUUGGGAUUGUUUAUCUU
This is a messenger RNA of Aspergillus wentii DTO 134E9, 2676 nucleotides long. Its product is annotated as CBS and PB1 domain protein. Lineage: Eukaryota; Fungi; Ascomycota; Eurotiomycetes; Eurotiales; Aspergillaceae. Gene Ontology annotation, molecular function: protein binding. Bases 310 to 2319 code for a protein of 669 amino acids. The transcript is spliced from 4 exons. The record is from RefSeq and is a predicted model, not a curated record.